This is a messenger RNA of Brienomyrus brachyistius, 6284 nucleotides long. RefSeq names its product cytoplasmic polyadenylation element binding protein 4b (gene cpeb4b). Gene Ontology annotation, molecular function: mRNA 3'-UTR binding; translation factor activity, RNA binding; ribosome binding. Lineage: Eukaryota; Metazoa; Chordata; Actinopteri; Osteoglossiformes; Mormyridae. The record is from RefSeq and is a predicted model, not a curated record. The coding region runs from base 544 to 2724 and encodes 726 amino acids. The transcript is spliced from 11 exons. Gene Ontology annotation, cellular component: synapse; nucleus; neuron projection. Gene Ontology annotation, biological process: negative regulation of cytoplasmic translation.
GGUCUAGCUGUCAUUUAACUUCGACCGGCUCUGAGGGGAAGAGGACGGCGGCGAAGAAGCGCAGUAAAGGACAAAAAAAAAGAGGAGGAAACGGCAACAACCAGAAAACGAAGGAAAUUCGAGUAAUUUAGACACUAUUGACAAUGACAUUUAGAGUCGAGCAUAUACCAGCAAACGCCGACUGAAAGCGACGUGCAAGUUGACUGGCUUUAUUUAGGGAAUCCAAGGGACCAGCCUAGCUGCCGAUGACGUAAAUUCGGUUUGAUAAAUAAAUAAGGUUAGCAGGCUCGCUCGUCGAAAAGACGCCGUGUCAUUGAGCAGGCAGGGCACGUCGGGGAGGAAAAACGCAUCUCGCCGCCUGUAACGCAAACCGUGCGCCGAUCGGCUUCGGGGUCUGGCCGGGCGCAACACGAUCUGCUGCGGUGGAAACAGGGACGCGUCUCUGCGGAGCCGUCGCAUUGGAGUCGGGGGAUUAAAAAAUAAAAAGGAAAUAAAGCGAACCGAGUAUAAUAUUUGUCGGCGAAUUUUUAUUGGGCAACAUAAAUGGGGGAUUACGGCUUUGGAGUCCUGGUGCAGAGCAACUCCGGUAACAAGUCGGCUUUUCCUGUAAGAAGUCACGCGCAUCUGCAGCCUCCACACCACCACCAGAAUGCCUCCCCGGGUCCAGCUUUUAUAAAUAACUCUGCCGGGAAUGGCAGUAACGGUGGGUCGCCGUGGCUCUUCACUGCAGCGGCUGCCCAUGGCAACAUGCAAGACGAGAUGCUUGUGUCAGAGAAACCCAAAGUCCAACAGCAGCAACAGGAAAUGCAGGAAACGCAAGAAAAGCAACUGUCUCCGGGCCACCAGGAGACCGGCAUCAUACCUGAGUUGGAAAAGACUGCGUCGGAGGAGAGCAAGGGCGAGAACGGCACGACAGAGGGCAGCAAUGGGAAGGGGAAGAUGCGCAUGGAAUCGCCCGUCCUCACGAGCUUCGAUUACCAGGAAACCUCGGUCCUGGGGACGGUCGCCCAGUCCACCACAUCUUCCUCCUUGACUGGCUUCAACAACUGGUCGGCCGCGAUCCCCCCGAACCCUUCGACGAUCAUAAACGAAGACGUGAGCUUCUUCAACCCGGCUGCCUCCGCCAGCAACGGGCCCUUGUUGUUCCAGAAUUUCUCACACCACGUCAGCCCGGGUUUUGGGGGCAACUUUUCUCCCCAGAUCGGACCCCUCCCACAGCAUCACCCCCCCCACCCGCAUUUCCAGCACCCCCACAACCAACACCAACAGCAUCGAAGAUCCCCGGCUAGCCCCCACCCUCCUGCGUUCUCCCACCGGAAUGCUACUUUUAGCCAGUUACCCCACCUCUCGAAUAAUCUGAAUAAGCCCCCAUCACCUUGGGGAAGUUACCAAAGCCCCUCACCAUCACCCUCUACCACUUCUUGGAGCCCCGGGGGCGGAUAUGGGGGCUGGGGUGGCUCUCAGGGCCGGGAUUAUCGUAGGGCCCUCAAUGGAGGUAUGACGCCCCUCAACUCAAUCUCCCCGCUGAAGAAGACCUUCCCCAACAACCACGCGCAGUCGCAGAAGUACUCGCGUAGCAGCCCUGGUUUCAACCCCAAGUCCUGGAUGGAGGAGAAUAUGAACCGGAGCGACAAUAUAUUCCCAUUUCAGCCGGACCGUGCCAGGUCAUUCGACGGCUUCAACAUGCACUCCCUGGAGAACUCGCUGAUCGACAUCAUGAGGGCAGAGCAGGAUUCCCUCAAAGGUCGGCUUGGAUUCACUCACCCAGGGGGAGACAGUCCGUUGCCCAUAAAUGCGAGGAAUUACGGACGGCGGCGAGGUCAUUCGUCCCUUUUCCCCAUGGAGGACAGCUUCGGCGAUGACGAGCGUGGAGAUCAGGGCCUGCCUGGCCUGGGUUCACCCCACUGUUUCCCCCAUCAGAAUGGCGAGCGUGUCGAGCGCUAUUCCCGCAAGGUGUUCGUUGGUGGCCUCCCCCCUGACAUAGAUGAAGAUGAGAUUACCGCCAGCUUCCGACGUUUCGGUCACCUGUUCGUCGACUGGCCUCACAAAGCGGAGAGCAAGUCGUAUUUUCCCCCUAAAGGGUACGCUUUCCUGCUGUUCCAAGACGAGAGCUCAGUCCAGGCCCUGAUCGAUGCUUGCAUCGAGGAGGACGGCAAGCUCUACCUGUGUGUGUCCAGCCCCACCAUCAAGGACAAGCCGGUCCAGAUCCGACCCUGGAACCUCAACGACAGUGACUUUGUGAUGGACGGAUCACAGCCCCUUGACCCCAGGAAGACUAUUUUUGUGGGCGGUGUCCCUCGCCCACUGCGUGCAGUGGAGCUGGCCAUGAUCAUGGACCGGCUGUACGGGGGCGUGUGCUACGCCGGCAUCGACACCGACCCGGAGCUGAAGUACCCGAAAGGAGCCGGCCGGGUGGCCUUCUCCAACCAGCAGAGCUACAUCGCGGCCAUCAGCGCUCGCUUCGUGCAGCUGCAGCACGGCGAGAUCGAUAAACGAGUGGAAGUGAAGCCAUACGUCUUGGACGACCAGCUGUGUGACGAGUGCCAGGGCACGCGCUGCGGGGGCAAGUUCGCACCCUUCUUCUGCGCCAACGUCACCUGCCUCCAGUAUUACUGUGAAUAUUGCUGGGCGGCCAUCCACUCGCGCGCCGGCCGGGAGUUCCACAAGCCGCUGGUGAAGGAGGGCGGCGACCGGCCCCGGCACAUCUCCUUCCGCUGGAACUAGGCGGGGGCGGUGCGGCCGGCUGCCACGCCCCCAACCCAACCCCAACCACACACAUAGAUAGAUUAUAUAUAUAUACAUAUACAUAUAUAUCUAUAUAAAUGCACUUUUCUGUUGCUGGUUCCUUUUUAAGUUUAGAAUCUAAUCUUUAAUUUUUAAUUUAAUAUAUUUAAAAAGAAAUAUUAAGACAAACAAACGUGUUAAGAAAAAAAAGACGAAAUCCCACUUUCCCUCUGACUGUGUAUGAUUUUAUUUUUUAUUUUUUUUUAAUGUCUUAGUGAACGUCAAAGUUGAGAACUUCCAGUAUGAACGUAAACGUUUCAUGGUCUGAUAGGGCUGCAUAUUGAUCCCGCCCCCCCCCCCAACCCCCACCUUGUGCAUAAUUGGCAACAGCUUGACCUUUCAGUACGGAGUACGUCUUCUCGAGCUCGACGGGAAUAGUUCGCUUCCGGAAGGACGUGUAGCUUGUGUUACGGAGAAGAGAGUGCAAUUUCUGUAAGGGUGCAGUUUUCACAUCAAAAACCCAGUCCUCACCUUAAUCACCUUAAUUGUUUUUUUUUUUUUUUUUUUUAUAAAUAAUACCCACAGGCUUCCUGUGCAUUUAGAUAAAUUCCGUUGUACGACUUUAUUAUUUGACAACUGCUUUCAUCACAGCCGUUUGUGUUCUCUCCAUUUUGACAUGCAAAACUUAAUACCUCAAGCUUAGCUGCUAAUAUCGAAAGGUAUAUUCAGAGUAAUUCUCUCCCCCCACUCCCCUAAACAUGGCAAUUGAUGGGAAACAGAUUCGCGACAGUUAGGUUCUCGCCAGUGCUUUUCUCCCCGAUUUCCGUUAGAGGUUUCCGAUAUUACAAAAUGACUGGAACGUAGAGUAACUGGAUCAGAGGCCAAAUGCUAUAGGAGGAAGGCCCCCCCGGCCUGUGCUCACGUCGGAGGAGGAGCAUUUGGUACGAGCAAGCGCACGACACAGUGGGGCACGCUGAACGAGACGAGACGAGAGCAUCUUUCUCCUCAGAGGCGACCGAAAGCCUAACCACAUUUUUGUAUCACCUGUGUCAAUGCAGCGAAUGCAUGUUUAUAGUCUAGCUAGUAUAUAGCAUGCUGUCUGCUGCAUUGUGUGCUGCAGCUUGCAAGUUGCUCAUUCAGACCAAGACUGAAACAGAGGUAAUAUCUAGACGCUUUAAGGAACUCCAGCCAAAGAUGGUUGUUGCGCCGUGAUUAAUACUGUAACGUAUUCCUAUUGUCGUCAAAAUAUAUUUUGUUGAUUUUUUUUUUUUUUUAUGGUUUAUCCUAAGAUGAGACAGGCUCCAGCAAACCAAAGAUUGGCCUCGAAAUCAAUUGAGCACAGUUAACGUCCAGAAGCGCCUCAAACAGACGUCUUUCUGUAGGUCGGUCCACUCAUUUCCAAAGGUCAAAAUGGAGACGUUUUGUUUGGAGAUAAUCCGAAAACAAACGCUUACAGUAGUCGUAGGUUAUUUACAGAUGUACUGUAUCUGGAUCUGCUAACGUAACUUGUCAGGGAUUUUAGCGCUGAAAUAAAACUUAUUAAUAUACUAGUGAGAACUUACCCUCGUGUUGACUUGAUGGCGUUCAGCCGCACCGGGUCUCCCGUGAUAUCAUCACGGGGACACGGUGGCUGAACACUUUAGUAGUUUAACACUUUUUGAAGAAUUUGCUGUUUAUGAGAUGAAAAAGUGAUUAUUUUAUACAUGGCCUGCUGAUUUUUUGGUACAGUGUUUUCUAGCAAAAUUAUUUUGUCAUGCACAUGUAAACAUUUAUUAUGCACUACUUUUCUAAAUCUUUUUUUCCAACAGUCAUUUUAGGCACAUUUUUCACUAAUGGGGAAAACUCCUUUUUGCAAUACCUCAAUUUUUCACAUUGUGAAAGGUAGCUUUUGUACUUUUGUUACUGAAAGAUCUACAUUUAUGGUAAAUUUCAUUUAAAAGAGAGAGUGGUUUUAAUAUAUUUUAUUUUCUAUUAUGCUUUUUAUACAUUUCAGUGCUGAGGAGUCUCUCCAUCUCGGAGAGUAUUCUGGUGUCAGUAUGACUUCGGUUCUGCAGAGGAAAGAGCAAAAGUGUAUUCCGAUCUUUUACACGAGACGUUUCUGAACAAGCGGGGAAUUAAAAAAAAAAAAAGUGCAUCUUAGAGCAUGACAACAACAAGUUGCUACACAAAAUUUAAUGUCAAACUAUCUUCAGCACCUGUCAGUUUUAGAUGGACGCAAGUGUGUUUUGUCUUGUUUUUUCCCUCCUCCCUGAAAAUAGCUGGAGUUACUAUAAGAAUGCAAAUUUGGUUCGUGUUAGGCUGUCGCGUAUCAGAGGAAUGGAUGUUAGGUGUUUAGAUAUUUCAGCAUUUUAAAAUAUAUAUUCUUGAACUGCCAACUAGCUCCUAUUGUAAUCCUUAGCAUGCAUGAUUAAAAUGAAAUAAUUACAGAAAUAAGCUUAAUAAGCUGAAAUUAAUUGUUGUGAUUGUGUACCAGACAUGUUUCUAAAUGUUUAAUUUAUUAAGGAAUCCGCCCCCACACCCCUCCCAAUGUGUUAAUCUAUUUGCCUUCACCAUACACAGCCCCUCUGCAGGACUUGUAGAGAACUCGAAAUCAAUUUUACAGUGCAGGACUUUAGAAUCUUAUAGGACACUGUUGAAAAGACUUGAUCACUCAUACACCUUUCUUUCUGGGUACUGAGCCUUUAAAGAAAGGGCACUUUAAAACUUGAAUGUGGUAAAUGUUGCAAGUUAACUUCAAGUUGUUAUGUGCAAUACCUUUUAUUUUGAAGUUUUUUUUUCUCUCCUCCUCUAGAUAAAGAGUCCUUUGCAAUGUAAUUCUUUAAUGCCAUUUUUAAUUGCAGACAUUUAAAGAAGAUGUUAAUGUUUUUCACAGUCAUUUUCUACUGUUGUAAUCCUUUUCAUGCUAGUGUUUGUAAAAAUGGAAAAAAAAAUCAAAACUAUUUGUACUAAUAUAAAUAAUUGAAGUUAUUUUUAAAAGUUUAGGUUUUUGUGCUCAUUUGCUUAUUUUAUUUCAAGCUACUGUGAUUGAUUGCAUUGUAAUUAUAUCAAUGUAUUUAGCAGUUUAUUGGUAUAUUUUUAAUUGGAAUGUAAUUAUUUUUUAUAAUUUUGAUCAGAUUUGUGUUAUAUUUUUGAGGUGAAGCUUUUAAUAUGUUAAAGUGUCUAGUUUUUACUAAUUUCUAUAUCGUGCUACCACAACAUGGUUCACAUUUACAGAAGGAAAAAAAAGUUAAAUAUUUGUUAAUGAUGUUACUUAAUAGCUAAAUUUCAUUAGUUUUUAACUGUGUAUGGGAAGGUUAUUUAUUAAUAGCAUUUUUACUUAAGAUAUCACCUUAAUUUUGUCAUUUGCAUUUAUAAGUUUGUAUUUUUGUAUUUUGUUUCUAAUUAAGUUAUGUCAUACAAAUGUCCAUAUUUUUAGGGGUUGGUCUGUAGAAGUGCUGGUGAAAUGAAACGAAAUCUAAUGUUAUUUAAUUGUUUGCAGCCAACUAUUUAUAACAGUAUGCAUAAUUUUUAAAUAUUUGUAAUGUGAAAUGUUGAAUGAAUAAAAGUUAACUGUGACAACA